Parasteatoda tepidariorum (common house spider) is the source of this 2663-nucleotide messenger RNA. The record is from RefSeq and is a predicted model, not a curated record. NCBI's taxonomy places the organism in Eukaryota, Metazoa, Arthropoda, Arachnida, Araneae, Theridiidae.
UUUUAGGCGCACACAGUUAGCAGUAGUAUUAGAAAAGUACAUUCUGACUAAAAGAAAGAAGCAUAAUGACUGAGUAUGUCUCUCGUUACGAUGAGAGCCGUCGUCAAAUAUCUAAAUCAUCUUCCUCUGAUGUAAUGACUUCUAAAAGGGUAAAUGACCACCAUUGGUCUGAAACUAGAAUAAUUGCUCAAAAGAAUGAAGGCAGAGACAAAAGUUUCACUUCAAUAAACAAAGAAUUAAGUAGGAAAAAUGUGCCCACUAUGAGUGAUAUGCUUUGCAAGCGUGGGAUGGAUGACAAAUCAAACCGCCCUUUUUUAGAAGACUACAAAAUUACUCGUAAAUUAGACAUACGGCCAUCUGACUCAUCUUACACGAGGAAACUUUCUUCAGAUACUACAAAUUCUACCAUAGAAAUGUCCACUGUUGUGCAUUACUCUAAAACUCAUUUAGACAGAGAUGUACAGAAUUGCCAUACUUCUACUAAAAACAGAGACUCUACUCAUAAAACAGUUGCUCAUAAUCACAAGAAAAAAUUAGAUUUUUUUUGUAGUGAUAAGAGAAAAACUGUUGAGAAUACUCACCCUCCUUCUUACUUUUCUCAUGUAUCUGAAGUUAGGCAGCUGAAUGGUGUCUCUCACGAUAGUCAUCAUUACAGAACUACCAAUCAUGUGCCCAAUGGUUACUGCCAUUCAGAAAUUAACCAAUCUCAAUCAAGAGAUUCUAGUCACGUGCCAAUUCAUGGUUCAGAGGGCAAUUUAUUACCAGCUCCUCUCAUAAGAUGCACUGAUCUCGAUAAAAGGUCCUUCGCCAAAUACAUAUCACCAGUACAAGCUCAGAAUCACAUAAGUCCUGCAUUAAAUUAUGUUUCACACGGUAACUCUAAAGAUGGAUAUUCUUCACCUUCUAGUCAAAAAAUGGUUAACCCUGAAGAAUCUUUUAGCCGUCCUAACUCUUCAGCAUGGGGGGAGGAGGAAAAUUCCAAUGAGGACAAGUCACUUUCUGUGAAUUUCCCAAAUCCUGUGACGUCCACCCCUACUCCAGAAAAACCACGUUAUCCGUAUUCCAUAGAGAUGAGGGAAGGAAUGUUUAAAACCGUCAAGGAAGGUCCAGACCACGAAACACUUCGGAUUCAUAUCAUUGAGAAUUACGGAUCUGGUGACUUGAGAGAUGGUGGUUUUAGUUGGGGAUGGAGCAUUGAACAGAGAAGUUCUGUUCUGCCAUCUACCAGAACAUCUUCAGCAUCGAAGGAUAAAAGUAACUCUAGUGCCAAUAAAGAUGUUCAUAAGUCCAAAAGAAGACUUGAAUUUGAAAAGACAUCAGGUUCACCUACACCAAAGAAAUCAAAGACCAAAGUCUCAGAUGGUCGGGACCCAAAGAGCAAUAGAGAAUAUUCUUCAAAAGCUACUGCUGAAGAUAAAAGUAAAUCUAACCCUGUUGCCCCGCCAAAAUAUUUGAGCCCUCAUAUGAAACAUAAUUCGAUGCAGGGUGAAAAAGUGACCAAGUCCUCAAAAUAUUCACAUACUGAUGUGAAAAAAUCACCAAACUUUGGAAGGAACCUGGAGUUUGACAAACAUGCUGGGACUGCAGUGUCUCCUGCAGAGAAAAGAAAAUCUCCAAUUUAUGUGCCUUCCUCGGAAAUGAUAGCCCAUCUUUCCAAAACAGAUUGCUCUGGGAAAAACAACGUGAUUGAUGAUUCUACGAUGGGUUUUAUUUCAUCAAAAAAGGAAAGGAGUGUAGUUUAUUCAGGAAGAAAGUCAGCUUUAGAAGUACAACCAUUGAAAGCUAUGUGCUUUGAAUCAGUAAAGAAAAAUAUUUUAGGAUUAAAAAUUGGACAAAAUGUGCCUUUUGAGUUACUGUUGCCUGCUUUAAAAUUAUGCAGUCCAUCUAAACUUCACAAAAUUGAAGAGCAUAAUCGGCAUAUUUCGAGACGUACUGACUGCCUUUGGAAAAAAUUCUGUGAAUCUGAGUUUCGUGAUCAGAAGCGUCUUAAUGGAGAAGCAUGGAAAGAUGUUUAUUGGAGGGCUCGAACAUUACGUGAAGCGAAGCUAAAAAAUUUGGCAGCUAGCAUCUCAAAUGGAAUGUCCAAAACUCAUCCUGAGCGACAAGCAAAAUGGGUUGGUGUUGGCACCAACAAUCCUGAGAAACGACAAAGAAAAAACAAAGUUGAUGAGGUCCGUACUAAAGUUGAAAUUCUUAGAGUUGAAGAGAUUCCUAAACCAGAAGCUAAUGGAAAAGGAAACAGCUCAAGUACAACCCACAAGUCUUCAACUAAAAAGAGAAGUGGGUCUGAAUCAUCAUCUUCAAACAGUCCGCAUUCUGCCCAGAAACCCACUAGUCUGCCCAAAAAUCAAGUCUCCAAGACUAGUAAAAAAACUCUUGCACCAUUGAUGUCUAAAACAAAGAAAAUGUUGAACUUUGUUAAUCGACGUCGCUGAAUGCUUAAUUUAUUAUGUACAUUUUCACCUAAAUGAUGGAAGAUUUAAUUCAACGUUCUUACCAAAAUGCAAAGUCUUGCCCUGUAAUUAAAUGUAAAUUAAAUACGCUAUUUUUAAAGUUAAAAAAGGUGUUUUUAAAGUUUGUGACAUUUUGCGCACAAGUUAUCUGAUGUUGAUAAUGUUAUGAAUAUUUUAAUGAAAAUUUUAAUAAACUCAAACAAAAAUCUA